Molecule: messenger RNA, 7334 nt
Organism: Rhincodon typus (whale shark)
Lineage: Eukaryota; Metazoa; Chordata; Chondrichthyes; Orectolobiformes; Rhincodontidae
Product: zinc finger protein 420-like
Exons: 5
Coding region: 4357-5958 (533 amino acids)
Biological process (GO): regulation of transcription by RNA polymerase II
Molecular function (GO): DNA-binding transcription factor activity, RNA polymerase II-specific; RNA polymerase II cis-regulatory region sequence-specific DNA binding
Source: RefSeq, a predicted model, not a curated record
GACAAUCUGUCUCAGAGAGGUUUGGAGUCGGGGAAGCCCAGUAUGGGAGGUGGGAUAUCGCGAAGGCUUCAGCGAUGUCCUGGGGAGGUGACCAGGCCCGAGAGACAAGAUCCCGCUCCGGUCUCCGACGGAGGAGAUUGUGAGACAUGGUAGGAAUUGAAACGACGAGUGAAGGGGUCCUGGGGAGUUUAUAAAAUAGUGGGGGAGGCCUGAAGUCGCCGGGUGGGGUUACUGGCCGCCAUCUUUGUGAAGGCGGCGCUUGACACUGGUUACCCGGGUAACCGGCCGCCAUCUUGGUAAAGGAAAGGCGCGCCGCACUUUGCGGGGAAAUCAAUGAGAGUCUCUGAUCAGGAAGGAAACCCUGGCAGAGGUGGGCGGGGAGGAUUCACCACCACCCACUGGAAAACCCCCGUCUCUGCAACCCCAAAUCAAACUCGUUGAUUUGAUUCUCAGUCUGCAGACCGAGGCUGGAGAAUUGAAACUCGACGGAGGGAGAAAACUGGGACUGGAGGAAAGCGAUGGGGAGAUGGAUUUGGAUUUCAGUCCAAAGAGAAAGGAGGGGCUGUGGAACUGAGAUUUACUGAUUUGGGGAACAAGAGAGGAAAAUAAUGUUCCUUACAAACUUGAACUGACUUCUGAGUUUCUAUCCGACGCUGACCGUGAUGACUUUAGUAAACUCCUUAUGCAGGAUAAAUGAAGAGAAGUCUUCGGGGAUAUGAAACACAAAUCAAAUUUCCCGCCAGGGUCUGGUUGACUCAUGCAAAUCAUCACGACCUGAGUACCUACAGCCUCUGAAUGUGGAAGGAGAAAUGUUUGUCCUGUCUGUGGGAAAUGAUUUCAAACAUUGGUGUGAGUGAAGAGAACCCAGUGAUAGACACGCACACCUGAGUGUGUUCCAGCGAGCAGUCUGGGGGAAGAACAUUCCACAUGAGGGCAUUCAAAUGAAUUUCCUGUGGAAAGAACUUUAACCAGUCAAGAAGAAUGGGAAAACAUUUGCAGUGGGGAGAUACUAUGAUCAAUCUGUGUGCGGUCAAGACUUCAAUUGAUCGCCCAUCCUGAAGAGAUACAAAGAUGACAUCCCCAUGGAGAAACAGUGGAAAUAUGAGGAUUGUGGUAAAAGAUUCAAUUAUUCAUCGCAGCUGGAAGUCCAUGGACAAAUUCACACUGGGGAGAAGCCAUUUACCUGUUCCGUGUUUACAGGAAGGUAUUCAAGCAGGCAAUGAAACUCACGUCAUAUUAAAGAAUUCACAUUGAUGAGAGACAUUUACCUGUUCAGAGUGUGGGAAGAGAUUUACACAGACAUCCUGCCUCGUGUUACACCAGCGGAUUCACACUGUGGAGAGGCCAUUAGCUGUACUUUAUGGUACGAAAAGAUUCAUGUCUUUAUCUGACCUGAAUAUACACCUAUGAGUUCACAGUGGGGAGAAGCUAUUUACCUGUUCUGUGUGUGGAAAGAGAUUCCCUCAUUUGUGUGGCCUUCAAUCACACUGAGCAGCAACCAUUCAGCUGCAUGUCCUGUGGAAAGAAGUUCAGACAUUCAUCUGCCCUUGUUGAACACCAGGAGUUCACUCUGGGGAAAAGCCAUUCACCUGCUCUCUGUGUGGGCAGUGCUUCACUCAGUCAUCCAGUUUGCUGAGACACCAGUGAGUUCACACUGGAAGUAAGCCUGCACUUUCUGUGGGAAAGAUUUCCGGCAGUCAUCCACCCUCAUUGCACACCAGCAAAUUCACAUGGGGGAGAAACCAUUCACUUGCCCUGUGUGUGGAAAUUAGUCUCGCCAACUAAUUCACACGAGGAAAAGCCAUUCAGUUCUACUUCCUGUGGGAAGCAUUUCAGGCGUUCAUCCUUUCUACUUGCUCAGCAAUGAGUUCAAUCCGGAGAGAGGCUGUUCAUCUGCUCUGUGUGUGGGGGAAGCGAAUCACUUGGUCCUUUCAACCUAUUGACACUUAAGCGAGUUCACAAGUGAACCUGAAUAACUAGUAUACUGCAGCAGUUUGAGGAAACUCACCACCGUAUUGUCCAGGGCAACUAAUGGUGGCCCAGCCAGUGAUUUCCAUAUCCUCUGAAAGAAUUGGAUUCUGCUGUUGUUGUUGUUGAUCACUUCCAGGAUUGGCAGUCUGAGAAUGUUAGAUUUGUUUCUCCCGAUGUGAACACACCUUUAACUGGAUGGAUUUUGGUAUUCUGGAUUUGUUCCUGAUUUUUGAGACUGCAGUGUCCCUUUUUAAAAGUGCCAACUGUGAUCCUGAAUUCGAGAAAUGUGUUUGGAGGUGGGGAGGGAAUCGCAUGUCCUGUGGAAGGGAAACACAAAAAUCAUCAAUUUCCAAAUAGAAAGCUGACAAAGGAGAUAAUCAAAAAAGCUUUGUCCAACAAAUCUCCUCGGCUCAACUGUUUCAUUCAUGCUGUUUAUUGCACAGAUUGACAGCAUCACAUCUGACAGCUUUAGGAUGAAGAACGAAGUAAAAUCAGUUGGUGUCGGGGUCCCUGCUUAGUUUGGCAUUUUCUUCUUCAUUCUGUCAACCUUCGCUUUCCCCACUGAUACAAGAGAGUUUCCCUGUAUCCCGGGUCAGACAGUGAGUUCUACAAUCAAUCCAGACUGAAAACGAAGACAGAACCAAACCUGUCUUUGACCAGAGGAUUCUCCUGUCCUAUACUGAUGACAGUGCGCUAGUCGCUUUCACAAACUGGUCGACAAAGGCUCGUGGACUCUCUGCCCUAUGUCGCUUGCUGUCCCUGGCCAUAAGUAUCAACGCAUCCAUGCCAUGAUUGGGCUAAAGAACAUCCUGUUUGAAGUGGUUAACAACUUCUGUGAUCUUGAGCCUGUGAUGAGGUCAUGUCUCCUUGAAGCAGAGCUCAGUACACAUGUACGGAAAGGAGUGAGCACCUUUGGACAUCUCUUGAAUUGCACAGCAAAUAACCUCGAGCUAACUUGGAGCACCAAAAUGUUGGUUUCUGAGGCCUACGCUCUCAAAACCUUGUUGUCAGGAAUUGAAAAAAACAGAUGACUCAUAGCAAUUGUCAUGUAAGGGAUUGAAUCGAGGUUAUUGUACGGGUUGAAAUAAACAUCGCAUCAAAAUCUGACACUGACUCUUCUGCAGGGCCUCAAAAUCGCGAGCCUUUGACUGCAAAAGGAGAAAUGUUGUGGCUGUGGAACGUGAUUGAACAAACUCUGCGACACACGCACACACUGCAGUGAGAGUGUUCCAGUGCAUCGUCUGUGGAAAGAAAUUUAACCAUUCAGUCAGCCUGAAAAUACAGUGCAUCACUUACAGCAGGGAGAAACUGUUCAUAUAUUCUGUAUGCAGACAUGACUGGAUAAUUUGUUGGCAAUCUGGAGAGAGACAAGGACAACAGCACUAUGGUGAAAACAUGGAAAUGUGAGGAGUGUGGGAAGUGAUUCAAAUUUCCAACCCAGUCAGAAACCCAUCAAUGCAGUCACACUGGGCAGAGGCUGUUCACCUGCUUCAAGUGUGGGAAGGGAUUCACUCAACUAUUCAACACCUCACAUGAACUCAUUCACUCCUGCAAGAGGCCUUUUAAAUGUUCCAACUGAGAAAAGCUUUAAAAGCAAAGAGAAUCUGCUACCGCACCAAUGAGUUCACAAUGGGGAGAGGCCAUUCCCCUGCUCUGAGUGUGGGAAAAGAAUCACUCAGUUAACCAAUCUGGUAAUACAUCAGAGGGUUCACACUGGGGAGAAACCCUUCACUUGCUCUGAAUGUGGAAAGACAUUAACUCAGUUUUCCAUCCUUGUUACACACAAGCUCGUUCACACUGGAGAGAAACCAUUCAUCUGCUCCAGUUGUGGGAAGUGAUUCACUCAUUCACUCCUCCUGAUUGAGGCAUGAGCAAAUUCACAAGUGACUCCAGGGAUGAAUAUUGAGCAGCUCACCAGAGAGGAAUUACUUGCUCUUCAGAAUAACAUUUUGGGAACUUAUACACCCAAUUGAGAGGGCAGAUGAGGCCACAGUUGAACGUUGCAUCCAAAAUAUGUGAAGAUGAUCCGUUCAGGACAACAGACUCACACGCAGGCGCAGUGAGGACAGUAUGUGGAGCAUGCGCAAUAUCACAUUGAUCAGGGCUGUGAGGGACAUCGAGCUUUUCUUUCCAGCAGCUGCGAUCUCCGGCACAAAGGGGAGCAAGGGUGUCGGUGUGUGGCAGCUUGUAUGGGAGAGCUGAGGGGAGAGACUUCAUGAACACCUCUUCUGGUCGCAAACAUUGAAUAAGAACCUCCAGGCCUCGCGUUAGGGAAUCGCCGUCUUUAUCCCGGGAAAAGGCCCAGAUUGACGUCAUCCAUAUUGGGUUUGCAAAGAGGAUGAUAUGCAGUCACGAAACUGAAACCAAACACCACAUCAUGAUCUGAUGGAGUCACCCAGUUUAUCACAACCAGAGUACCAACAGCUUUUUGCCAUGGAAGGGGAAAGCACCGUUCAAGGUGGGGAGAACAAAUACACGUGUUCUGUGUGCAAAAAAGACUUCAGCCAAUCAACUGGGCUCAAGAAGCACAAAUGCAGUCACACUGCAGAGAAACCAUGGAAAUGCGGGGACUGUCAGAAAGGGUUCAGUCACCACUCUGCACUGAAAAUUCACCAACGCAUUCACACUGGGGAGAGGUUGUUUACCUGCUCGCUGUGUGGGAAGGGAUUCGCUCAGAUUUCCACCCUGCUCACACACCAGCGAGUUCACACUGAGGAGAGACCUUUUAAAUGUCCAGACUGUGUGAAGUGCUUUAAAAGUUCUGGUGAUCUGAUGUCUCAUCAACGUGUUCACACUGAGGAGAGAAGGUUCAGAUGCUCUGAUUGUGGGGCUGGUUUCAAAUGGUCAUCCCAACUCACUGUUCACCAGCGCAUUCACACUGGGGAGAGGCCAUUCACCUGUUCUGAAUGUGGGAGUGGAUUCACUCAGUCAUCUCACCUCAAGGCACACCAGCAGGUUCACACUGAGGAGAGACCUUUUAAAUGCCCAAACUGUGCAAAGUGCUUUAAAAGUUCCAGCCGUCUGCAGUCCCAUCAACGUGUUCAUACUGAGGAAAGACCUUUCAAAUGUUCAGACUGUGGAAAAUGCUUUAAAAGUUCUGGGGAACUGAUGCUCCAUCAACGUAUUCACACUGAUGAAAAACCAUUUAGGUGCUCUCACUGUGGGACUGGAUUUAGGAGAUCAUCACAACUCACUAUACACCGGCGUCUUCACACUGGGGAGAGGCCAUUUAUUUGUUUUGAAUGUGGGCAGGGAUUCAUUCAGUUCUCCACCCUGUUGACACACCAGCGAGUUCACACCGGGGAGUGGCCAUUCACCUGCACUGAGUGUGGGAAAGGAUUCAUUGAGCCAUCUCACCUCAAGGCACACCAACGAGUUCACACUGAGGAGAGACCUUUCAAAUGUCAAGAUUGUGGGAAGUGUUAUAAAAGCUCUGGGGAGCUGAAGUUACACCAACGUAUUCACACUGACGAGAGACCAUAUAGCUGCUCUCUCUGUGGGUCUAGGUUCAGAUGGUCAUCUCAACUCCAUGCACACCAGCGCACUCACACUGGAGAGAGACCUUUCACCUGCACUGAGUGUGGGAAGGGAUUCACUCAGAAAAUCCACCUCCUGACACACCAGCGAGUUCACACUGGGGAGAGACCAUUUAAAUGUACAGAUUGUAGGAAGUGCUUUAAAAGUUCUGGGGACCUGAUACGCCAUCAACGUGUUCACUCUGAUGACAGGCCUUUUUCAUGCCCAGACUGUGGGAAAUGCUUUAAAAGUUCUGGGGAACUGAUGCUCCAUCAACAUAUUCAUACUGAUGAGAGACCAUUCAGGUGUACUCACUGUGGGACUGGGUUCAGACGAUCAACUCAACUGACUGUACACCAGCGAGUUCACACUGGAGAGAGGCCAUUCAUCUGCACUGAGUGUGGGAAAGGAUUUACUCAGAAAUCCCACCUCAUGGCACAUCUGCAGAGGCAGCAGCGAGUUCAUAAGUGAUUUCAGGAGCUGUGUUUUUCUGUUAAUCACAUCGAGGUCUCAAGGAUUUUCACUGGUGUCUUUUGCAACUGAUGUUGAAAAAUCCCAGUCCAGUUUUAUGUGAUAAAAUAUUACAGAUAAAGAUGUAUAGUUGGACUUCCUAUUUAACAUAAUUAGCUGAAUCUACUUAAUAUCCCAAUGACCUCCUUUUGAAUAUAAGAUGUGCAUGUAAAUGAAUAAUACAGUAAUAAUGGGUGACUUCCAUUUCCAUGCAGAUUGGGUGGAUCUAAUUAGUAUGAAUGUUGUGAAGAUGAAUUUCUGUCAUGUGUUCAGGACAAUUAUGAAUCAGGCUGUUUUAUAUUCAGUAUUAUGUAAUUAGAAUGGAUAAUUAAUAGUUUUGCUGUUCAAGAGUCUGGGAAAUAUUGACCAUAAAAUUGUUGAAUUUUUAUCAAGUUUGAAAGUGUUAGCUCAUUCUGGAAUUAGGGUGACAAAUCUGAACAGUAGAAACUGAAGUUUGAAAGUGGCCAUGAUGGAUUGGCAAAAUACACAAAAUGAUUUCAAGAAGCAUAUCAAGGCCUACAAUAAUUAUGCAUUCUUCUCAGCCACAAAUACACAGCAAAAAAAUGUAUCCACUGUGGCUAAAGAAACAAGGUAAAAUUUGCAUUCAAUCAAAAGAAAUGGCUCGUAAGGUUGCAAGAUAAAGUGGUAAAGCAGAGUUUUGGAAAAAAUUUAGAACCCAAUGAAGGAUGACCAAAAAAAACUGAUAAAGGUGGAAUAGAGAAAAUGCACAGAAGCUCAGAAGAAACAUAAAAGUAGACAGUAAAAUUUCCUUUGAUGUGUAAAAUGGGAAAGAUGUAAAAGCCCACUGAAUUGGCACCCCAACUAUCACCUUCAACAUACACACCCUCAUAACUGCCACACAGUUAGAGUUACGUACCAGCUGCAAGAUGCAUUGCAGUAACUCAUCACGACUCCUUUGACAGCACCUUGCAAACCUGCAACUUCUACCAUCUCGAAAGACAAAAACAGCAGAUGCAUGGGAACGCUACAUACUGCAACUUCUAUCCCAACCCAUAGUCCAUCAUAACUUGGACUGGAAUCACAGUUCUUUCACCAUGACUUAAUCAAGAUCCUGGAAUUCUCUUCCUAACACCACCGUGGAUACCCCAAUAUCCCAAGGACUGCAGACAUUCAAGAAGACAGCUCAUCACCACCACCUCCUACUGUACAGUCAGGAUGGGCAAUAAAUGCUGACCUAGUCUUCAACAUCCACAAAUCAUAAACAAGUUAAAAAGGAUCGGAUUGUUACUUCACUGAUAUUGAGUAUUUAUAAAGGAUACUGUUGGGAAAAUAGUUUAAAUUACUGUUUAAGAUCCAUCAAAAUUGAUAUACAUGCA